GGAGCCGACAGGCAGGGAGGACAGAGACUGCUGAGACCAGAGGACAGACAGCCAGGAGACAGACCCACCUUCACGAGAGAGAAAGGAGCAGAGGAUGUCCAGAGCUGACUGGUCCUUUCUGGAGCACCUGCUGGAGGAGGGCCAGGAGUACUCAACAGCCGUCGGCCGCGUCUGGCUCACCGUGCUCUUCCUGUUUCGCAUGCUGGUGCUGGGGACCGCCGCCGAGUCAGCGUGGGAUGACGAGCAGGCCGACUUUGUCUGCAACACCCGGCAGCCCGGCUGCCCCGCCGUGUGUUACGACAGAGCCUUCCCCAUAUCGCACUUCCGCUACUUUGUCCUCCAGGUCAUUUUUGUCUCGACGCCGACCAUCUUCUACUUUGGAUAUGUGGCCGUAAUCAGUGCGAAGGCCAAGAGAAAAGAGGAGGAUGAGAAGAGAGACAAUGACGGCGUCGUUAUGCAGAGGGACGACGGCGAGGUGAAUAAAGAAAAUGAAGAAGGGAAGGAGAAAGAAAAGGGGAGUGAGAAAGACAAGAAAUCGUACAAGCCUCCUCCGGAGGUCCCGAAGCUGAAAGGCAGACUGCUGGGGGCGUACGCGUUCAGCAUCUUCCUGAAAGUCGUCCUGGAGGUUGGCUUCAUCGUCGGGCUUUGGUUCCUUUACGGCGGCUUCUUCAUCGCAGCAAAGUUCGAGUGCACGGGGUUUCCCUGUCCUCACACGGUGGACUGUUUUGUCUCCCGGCCCACGGAGAAGACCAUCUUCACCGUCUACACUCAGGUCAUCGCCGUCGUCUCCCUCCUCCUCAACCUGGCGGAGCUCCUCCACCUGCUCCAGCUCGCCAUCUCCCACCGGCUGGAGAAACGCUACCGCGCCGAGCAGCAGGACUAUUUACCGCGGGUCAAAGCGGCUCCGGCCCAGGAGGAAAACCUGGAGCUCCAGUCGGACGCGGCGUGUACUUAUCAGGAAGUCGGCCACAUGAACCCGCCCGUGCAGGGUGACGUUCCCCGCUAUCCCAAUCCCUGCGAGAGCUACGGAGAUGUGGCGAUAGAGGUGAACGAUCUGCUUCCCACUUAUGUGAACUACAUGGGAGCCAUGAGGACUACGCACUCCCCUCGAAUACAUUAUAAGAAGCACGCACGUCAUGCUGGGAAAAACACUAAAACUCCCCAUAAGAGUCACUCAAAACAGAAACAUUAUGUUUGAUGGAUUGUCUUCUUCAUUGAAGCUCUCUCCUUCAGUUUUCCUGUUUUUGUUUUUUGAAAUGCCAUCCUGCACAUGACACUUGACUACAAAGAGUACAGGGCGAGCACUUAACAUGGAGGAGAUGCCUCAGAGGCAGACAGACGUUCGGGCAGCGAGUCGCCAAAUAAAUGGAUCCAUUCAAAAUAAAAAUAUUUUGAAGAACUCCCCUCAAAGGCAAAGAGAAUGAGACUCCGUGAUGAGAAGAGAUUAAAGUCAUGAGAUGCCUUCAUGCAACAUUUAAUGGCUCUUAGUGCUGGAUGUGACAGCGGAGGAAAACAGAACGGCGGCGGGUGUGGGGGUCUGUGGAGGGUUUUUCUGUGUGUGUGUUUUUAUGGGAGGGAAGUGAGCAGAGUCACAUUCAGCCAUAUUCCCCUGAGAUUUGCACUGUAACCCCUGGAGUUGCAUAAAGCCCCCCCCCCUUCCUUUCUCCCAGUGGCUCUUCCCAGCUCGGAAUGAAGCGGUUUCAGGAUCCCGCUCUGGUCCCCGGAGGAUAAUGGCUGUGUGGAUGCAGGCAUGCAUGCAUGCACACACACAAUAUACUUUUCGCCUUUCACCCAGUGAGAUCUGGUCUUUGGGUGUUUGGGGACUGGGGAGGUUGGGGUUACGAAGGGGGAACAUGAACCAUGGGAAUUGUGGAGAUGAACAUGACUUACCAUUGUCAGUAAGCGUAUUAUUGUUCCUAUGAAGAAAGAGGAUGAGGACCGCCGCGCACACUGCUCACUGAAUAAUGCAGAGACAAACAUCCACUUUGAAGCCCAAACGAUCCAGCGAGGCAGAGAUGGAACUGAAAAGAUGCUUUGCACAAUAAAGUGGACUGAAAGCGGUACAGAAAUGUACAGAUUCAAUGAAUUUCAUGAUUACUGUAUUUAAUAUUUCAAAUAUUGUGAACAGUUGGUAUUUAUUUUACGAAAAAUAAACUUAAAAGUAC
Messenger RNA from Salarias fasciatus (jewelled blenny), 2165 nucleotides. RefSeq names its product gap junction protein alpha 4 (gene gja4). The record is from RefSeq and is a predicted model, not a curated record. Gene Ontology annotation, molecular function: gap junction channel activity. The transcript has 2 exons. Gene Ontology annotation, biological process: cell-cell signaling. Lineage: Eukaryota; Metazoa; Chordata; Actinopteri; Blenniiformes; Blenniidae. Bases 95 to 1198 code for a protein of 367 amino acids. Gene Ontology annotation, cellular component: connexin complex.